Eleginops maclovinus (Patagonian blennie) is the source of this 1651-nucleotide messenger RNA. It is a transcript of the gene pglyrp6, whose product is annotated as peptidoglycan recognition protein 6. The record is from RefSeq and is a predicted model, not a curated record. Gene Ontology annotation, biological process: detection of bacterium; peptidoglycan catabolic process; defense response to Gram-positive bacterium. Lineage: Eukaryota; Metazoa; Chordata; Actinopteri; Perciformes; Eleginopidae. The transcript has 6 exons. Gene Ontology annotation, molecular function: peptidoglycan binding; zinc ion binding; peptidoglycan immune receptor activity. Bases 186 to 1592 code for a protein of 468 amino acids.
GUUUCCACACCGACCACAGGGCAGGUGUCAGUUUCCCACAUUGCUCAGUGGGCGACGCCAACAGAGUGAAACUAUAAGCGUAUCUCUGUGUGCAUCUACACUGUCAACAGUUACACAACCGCCCACUGAACUUGUAUAAAGGUGGGAGGCGACAGACAGGUGGCAGACAUUUGGAUGUGUUCAGGAUGGAUAAAGGCAGCUGGAAACACACCGUGCUGCUGGCUGUGGUGUUCGCCAUCACGUAUGCCGAAGCUUCAUUUUCCUGCCACAUGAAUGACUUCAUCAAGGCAGUGAAGCAGGUGGAGGAUGGGGUCCCAGGGUCGGGGCCUCUACUCGUGUUGAGGCGUCUACGCCGGGCAGCCGGACUCAACGACGCCUUCAUCCAACACUUCCUCAGUGAAGCAGACUCUGGUGGUCCCGAAAUGGACGCAAGCCUCUUAGCUUACGUCACCAAGGCUGUGCAACACAGGGUGAAGGAGGAGAAUCAGGAGGAAGGCGUGGUUCUGACGCCUGAUGGCACCACGGUCGCAUUAGCACCGCUCCUUCUGGGCCUCGAGGCAGGCUUCCUAUCCAGGGCUAGGGGUCGUGUUCACGGACUGUACCAACUCACCAUAGCCAAAAACCUGGAGAGCCAUCCUUUCAGCCGACAUCUCGGACCAGACGGCUGCUGGGACAGCGUCACCUCUCCUCAGGUCUUCACCCUCCUGGACCGACCCUCCGUCCUCACCAUCGCUCAGAUCAAUGGAGGCAUGGACGGCUUGAUUCUGGGGUUGGAGGUGGCGUUAGCUUCACGACCCAGAGGUCCUCUGAAGCUCAGUGGCCUUCUGACUGAGUAUUACUGCUACAACCUGGAGAUCGAAGGGAUGGACGUCGCCCCCCGACUCAUCAGCCGACGGCGCAGGGAAAAUUUCAGGAAACUGGUGAACCCGUCGCUGAUUGCCCGAGAGUUGGUGAAAUCUGUGCAGCUGCAGCGGAGACUGACGGGCCGUGUAAAGAUGGAUGGGAAGACAAAGUCGAAGGUCAAAGCUUUGGCGACGAAGGGGGUGAAGGAGUUUGUCCAGGAGUACAUGGAGUGCCCGCCCAUCAUCCCUCGCUGUAUGUGGGGGGCAAAGCCUUACAGAGGGACGCCCACCAACCUCACCCUCCCUCUCCCCUUCCUGUAUAUCCACCACACUUCCACCCCCAGCGACCCCUGCCUCACCUUCGAGCAGUGCUCUGCAGACAUGAGAUCCAUGCAGCGCUUCCACCAGGUCGACCGGGGCUGGGACGACAUCGGAUACAGCUUCGUCGCAGGCUCAGACGGGAACAUCUACGAGGGCCGAGGCUGGCACCGGCAGGGGGCCCACACCCUGGGUCAUAACUCUGUCGGAUACGGGGUUUCCUUCAUUGGAGACUACAGCACCAUGCUGCCCUCCCAGCAUGCCAUGGUGCUGGUUAGGGAUCGGCUGGCUUCCUGCGCCGUGGGUGGAGGACGCCUGAAGGCCAACUUCACCCUGCAGGGCCACAGACAGGUGGUGGGCACCUCCUGUCCCGGAGACGCUCUCUACUACGAGAUCACAGGCUGGGAGCACUUCGGGGAGGUCAAGGAAUGAAAACAAUCCGAGUGGCAAGACGAAGAGUCUAAGUAAAAUAAAAGUCAACACAAUAAAAA